AUGUCUUCUAAAAAAUUGUCCUUAGAAGAGAGGUUAUCCCUGGCUACCAAGAAAGGUAAGAAGAAAAGUAAGAAGUUGAUUAAAGUUAAUGAAACCAAUGAGGAAGAUAUACAGGAGCUAAGACAAAUCUCUGGAAAUACUAAAGAGACACAUAGUGCUGAGCCUGCAGAGCAUUCUUCGACAAAGCCCGAACCAUCUGUAGUUAGCGAAGGUGAGCAGCCAGAAAUUGUUGAGAAAUCUCAAGAAAAUAUUAUAGUAUCACCACUAAGAGCUUCUGAACCUGUGAAAGUAGUUGCUACAGAUGAACAGAUUCCUUCGAAUGUUGUUGAUAGUUUUGAUAUUAUUAAUCUGAUUGAUACAAACAACGAACCGUGGAAAUCGCUGUUUCCUAAUGGUGUUAAAGGGUUUGACUCUGAGAAGAUUUUGAAAUCCAUCAUUCAAUAUACCCAUAGUAGUUUUGACACUAAGAAGAAAUUAGAAGAAGAAGUUAAACAUUUGGAAAAACAACAAAAGAAAAACAAUAACUCAGUGUUCAUAAAUUUGAUAAAGGAAAAAGAAGAAUCAGUGAAUCAAUUAAAGAAAGAAAAAGAAGAUCUUUUGAAUCAAUUGAAAAAAGAGAAAGUAGAAGCACAAAACCAAUUGAAAAGGGAAAGAGAUGAUUUAAACUUUCAAUUGACGAAAGGGAAAAAUGAAAUGGAGAAAGGAGAGCGUAAAUUUAAGGAGGAGAUAAAGAAAUUAAACAAAUCCUUAACUAAGUAUGAAGUAACGUUGGCAGACACUGAAACGAAACUAGACACAAUGAAUUAUGAGCUUAAUUCAUUAAAGGAUAAAGUUGAUAACUUGGAGAAAGAAAAUGAAAUCGUAAAAACUAAAAACAUAUCGUUGGACACUGAAUUAAACAAAUUGAAACAAGAAAGCUAUAUUUUAAAGGAAGGUUCGUCGAGAGCAACUGAAAUGGAAGAACAAGUUAAGAAUUUGAGCAAAGCAUUGGAAGAAAAAGAAAAUCUAUUCAAAGAAAAGAAUAAAGAAAUGAUAUUAAAUCAUAACACACAAGUGACGCAUUUAGAAUCAAAAAUUGAACAAUUAAGGAUAUCAUUGGAUAACCCAAAUUACGAUUCCUCUAACGUAGGUUUUGGAAAAACUGAAAGUAGUUCAGGCAAUGAAAAUGAGUUUACCACUGAACAAUACAACAUGUUACAAGAACAAUUAAUCUCCAGUAAGAAAAACUGGACCAGUAUCGAGAACACUCUAAACAAAAAACUAAACGAAUUAGAAUCAGAGAUGCAUGACAUUAAGAAAGAAAAAUCUAGGUUACAAGAUGUGCUUUCGACUAAUGAAACUUCAUAUCAAAAUCUGAAACAAGAAUUAGAGUUACAGAAACAAGAGAAUAUAGAAUCAAAAUCAAAAAUAAUUGAUCUUUGCAAAACCUUAGCUGAUAAUGAAUCGCAAUUUGAUGAAUUACAGAGUGACUAUAAACUUUUACAAAAGAAAUACGAAAUCCAGAGAUCGCAAGUUGGUCAACGUUUGGAACCGAAUCUUCCGAAUGCUUCUCGAAUUAAUUCAUUGGCUUCUAUACAGUCAGCCAAUGGUGGAAUAAAUUUUGAAGAAGAUUGGAUGGAUUGCACUAGACCACCAUUAGACUAUAAUAUUUCUAACGAUUUCUCAGAGGAUAAUGCCACCAUUGAUGAAGAUGAUACAAAGAGGUUGGUCAAUCAUUCCGAUGAUGAGUCGAUACCGGAUGAAGCUACUGAUUUGCAAAUGAAAAUGAACACAUUGCAGGACUCGACAUUUGACAGCAUGCCAUCGUUAGCAUUAAGACAAAGUAAUGCGACUCCAAAUCAGUCGCAAUUCAAUGCACAACUUGUAACAAAAUUAGGUACGGAGAUUAGAAGGUUGGAAUCUGAGAUAUCAUCGUUAACUGAAGCAAACAAUAGACUUCAAGCUGAGAAAUCAAAUACUAAUGCUGAAAUACUCAAACUGUUAGAGGAAAAUGAUGCUACUAAAAAAUUGAAGGACGAAUAUACGAAAAUUCAGAAUCAAUAUAAAGAUGUUGAAAAUAAACUAGAAACUUCCUUAAUUAUAUUGGGUGAAAAAACUGAACAAGUCGAAGAAUUGAAAAAUGACGUUGAAGAUUUGAAAGAAAUGAUCCGUGAUCAGGCUCAACAGAUGGUAAUGAUACAAACAAACAGUGUAAAAUAA
Molecule: messenger RNA, 2199 nt
Organism: Tetrapisispora phaffii CBS 4417
Lineage: Eukaryota; Fungi; Ascomycota; Saccharomycetes; Saccharomycetales; Saccharomycetaceae
Gene: SGM1
Product: Sgm1p
Exons: 1
Coding region: 1-2199 (732 amino acids)
Cellular component (GO): Golgi apparatus; endoplasmic reticulum
Source: RefSeq, a predicted model, not a curated record